AUGCUCGGCAAGUCGGUCCUCGCGGCGCUGGCCCUCGCGGGCGCGGCGUCGGCCGUGUGCGGCACGCACAGCUACACGACGUGCGACGACGGCAUCACGCACUGGUUCGACCCCAACACGGGCGAGAUCUGCGACCCGCUCGACUGCGGCGGCGGGCGGGCGCCGCCCAAGAAGGACGUGCCCGGGUGCGCGGCCUACACGGGGACGGAGACGCGCCGCACCGAGGCGUCGUACCUGUCGUGCUGGACGCCGCCGGGCGGGAGGACGACCAUGGUGGGCGUGGGGGGCAAGAGCACUUCCGCGGAGGGGGGGAACAGUCCCGCGGCGACGACUACGGCUGCGGCGGAGGCUUCGUCGUCGGCGGCGGGUGAUGAGGGAAGCGGCAGCGGUGCUGUGACGACGACGACGCCGACGACAAAGGCGGGCGGCGUGUCUGCGUCUGCCUCGGGGUCGGCCAGUGGGGAGGCCCCGUCCACGACGGAGCCGGCGACGCUGACGACGGCGGUGAAGAGUUCUGGUUCGGCGAGUGGAAGUGGAAGCGGCAGCGCAAGUGGCAGCGCGGCGGGCGCGACGACGACGAACGCGGGAGCCGUCGUCCAGGGGGGGUCGCUGAUGGUGGUUGCCGGAGCGGCGAUGGGCGCCGUGGCCCUGAUGUGA
This is a messenger RNA of Purpureocillium lilacinum, 657 nucleotides long. RefSeq lists its product as uncharacterized. The record is from RefSeq and is a predicted model, not a curated record. Lineage: Eukaryota; Fungi; Ascomycota; Sordariomycetes; Hypocreales; Ophiocordycipitaceae.